UCUCUGGCGGAGGAGAACUGCUGGCUGGUGCAGAGACCGAGGUCAGUUCAAGUCCUGGGGCAGCAUCACACAGAGGGCAGCAGCAGGAGGAAGAGGUAGCAGCUCCUGCCCUGGUGAACUAUAAGAAAUGCUCUCCCGAUUAAGAGUAGUUGCCACUCCCUGUGCACUGGCAUGUCGCACCGUGCACACGAAAGAAAAAGGCAAGCCGUUGAUGUUAAAUCCAAGAACAAACAAGGGCAUGGCCUUUACAUUACAGGAAAGACAAAUGCUUGGGCUCCAAGGACUUUUACCUCCUAAAAUAGAGACACAAGACAUUCAAGCCUUACGCUUCCAUAAGAAUUUGGCAAAAAUGAGUGACCCAUUGGAAAAAUAUAUCUACAUAAUGGGAAUCCAAGAGAGAAAUGAAAAGUUAUUCUACAGGAUAUUACAAGACGAUAUCGAGAGAUUAAUGCCAAUAGUAUAUACACCAACAGUAGGUCUAGCCUGUUCCCAAUAUGGACAUAUCUUUAGGAGACCAAAAGGAUUAUUUAUUUCUAUCUCAGACAGAGGUCAUAUUAGGUCAAUUGUGGACAACUGGCCAGAAACUGAUGUUAAGGCUGUUGUAGUAACUGAUGGAGAGAGAAUAUUAGGUCUUGGAGAUCUGGGUGUCUAUGGAAUGGGAAUUCCUGUAGGAAAACUAUGUUUGUAUACAGCAUGUGCUGGAAUACGGCCAGAUAAAUGCCUGCCUGUAUGUAUCGACGUUGGAACUGACAAUCUAACCCUAUUAAAAGAUCCUUUUUAUAUGGGCCUGUACCAAAAAAGAGACCGCUCACAACUUUAUGAUGACCUGAUUGAUGAGUUUAUGGAAGCCAUUACAGACAGGUACGGCCAUAACACACUUAUUCAGUUUGAAGACUUUGGGAAUCAUAACGCUUUCCGUUUUUUGAGGAAAUACAGAGAGAAAUAUUGCACCUUCAAUGAUGACAUUCAGGGGACAGCUGCAGUGGCCUUAGCAGGAAUGCUAGCAGCACAGAAGGUUGUUGGGAAAGCAAUCACAGAGCAUAAAGUUUUGUUUCUUGGAGCAGGAGAGGCUGCUCUUGGAAUUGCAAACCUCAUUGUUAUGGCUAUGAUGGAAAGCGGUAUUUCUGCAGAGGAAGCAUAUAAGAAAAUAUGGAUGUUUGAUAAAUAUGGCCUGUUGGUUGAGGGCCGAGAACAAAAGGUAGACGCCAAUCAAGAGUCAUUUAUGCACCAACCCCCAGACCAGGUGCCAAAGACAUUUGUAGAUGCGGUGAAUGUACUUCAGCCGUCAGCUAUUAUUGGAGUUGCAGGGGCUGGCCGACUCUUUUCACAUGAUGUGAUCAAAGCCAUGGGUUCCAUCAAUGAAAGACCUAUAAUAUUUGCACUAAGUAACCCUACAGUGAAAGCUGAAUGCACUGCUGAGGAAGCUUAUACAUUAACAGAGGGGCGGUGUUUGUUUGCCAGUGGCAGUCCGUUCGAGCAUGUGGUUUUGAAAGAUGGACGAUCCUUCAAACCAGGCCAGGGAAACAAUGCCUAUAUUUUUCCAGGUGUGGCUCUGGCUGUAAUCCUCAGCGGUGUUCGGCAUAUUAGUGAUAAGGUCUUCCUUGAGGCCGCAAAGACAUUGACAGACCAGUUGACUGAUGAGGAACUUGCCCAAGGACGACUUUAUCCACCACUGUCCAACAUCAAAGAAGUUUCUAUUUGCAUUGCUGUUAAAGUUAUGGAAUUUAUGUACGCAAACAACAUGGCUUUCCAUUACCCCGAACCUGCAGACAAGAACCAAUAUAUACAAUCAAAGAUUUGGAGCUACGAAUACGAAUCCUUCAUGCCAGACGUGUAUGACUGGCCUGUGUCUACGGGCAAAGCCAGCUGAAAUGCACUGACAUACUAAAGAUCGCACUCCUCGGGUGCUGUCUUCUACUCUGCAGGGAAUCUUUUUCAGACCAAUUUACGAUAAUGACUUUUGCAACUUGUAACUUAUUUUCCCUCAUUUUGUUGUCUCUCCUCCAUCCCCUCAUUUUUCUGCGUGACUGAUUUUUUCCCAUAAGAAUCUGAUCAACUAUAUUGGUGAUGGUUCACAUCACAUGAAUGGUAUAGCUGUCCAAAAUUCAUUUAAAUGACAGUAAUGUUGUAACUGAAGUUUAGAGCCCUCUUCACAUCAGAGAAUUUUUAAAUGGUAUUUUAGCCAUAGAUAAAUGAUAAUGAACUGUAUUCUCCGUCUCAUCAUUGCUGAUUGCCAAGAUAUUUGCUUUUGAUUUUUAAUAAUAAGUCUUCUGUCUAGUUUCUUCAUUGUCAUCACGAACAAUGAAUUGUCGCAUCACAGAAAGAAUCUCUCAAGAAAAAAGGCCAGAUGUAUCAAAAUGGCAGAUUCUGUUCCAUUUGCAGAACAAAGCUACAUGUGUCCAGGUUUCCAUGCUUCAUUCAGCCUUCUUGGCUGUGGGGAGGCCAGUGUUGUGUGCACAUUUGAAAUUUGCAACACUAUUUGUACUCUACAGUUUAAUCAUUGUAUAGAAUUUAUUAUUGGGAAAAAAUUGUGAAUUAGUUUGAAAAAAGUUGUUCUUGAAAAGUCUGAAAAUAAUCACGUUAUAGUCGGGAGGUUUUAUAUAAGCAAAAGAAGGUAAACUAUUGCAGAUUAUUCUACUUUUUGAGAUGCAGUUUAUAAAGCAGUCUACAGAAUCCUUUAUAGUGAGUUGUGGAAGCUACGGGUGGUUCAGUUUAGCUGCAGAACUCAGAAAUUAUCUGCCAAAAGAUUUUGGUUUGAUGUGUUUUCUUUUUAAGGUUCUGUUACUUUUAAGCAAACCUCUCAGCAUUGUGUUCUUCCUAGAACUUACAUCCUUUGUUUUCACAUGAGGCGUUUGUAGAGCCAGGUGACCCAUCACUGACCAGAAGUGACUCCAAAACAGACCUGCUUGGUGCUUUGAACAAAAGUUAUUUUCCCUCUUUCUUCUUUUUUCUGUUGCUGAUUUAACCUGGAACAGUGGGUGCUGCAGGCAGCUAUUGAUAUGUGCACUUCCAGCGGUUUGACUGCAUGUUUCCUGCAGUCUUCGCUUGAUAGACUCCCAGUAGUUCAGCAUGAAUAGAAGACUCGAAAAGUCUGACUUUCGAAAGUUUUCAGUCGAUCCCUUGUUCCUCUUCACACCACAGAAUGUGAAUUUAAUUUAACUUCUAUCAAGUUACUCCAUAUGAAAUCAGAAGUUGUGGCCAGAUCAUUGCUAGAUUAGUUCUUUUUUUCCUCAUCGAUUCAUUCAGGCUUAGCCUCCUGUUGCAUGGAAGGCCCUGAAUUUGACGUGGGUAUUAUUGUUUUGGUUCCUUCUCGUUUCCCCCCAUCUACUGUCUGAGUGAAUCCAGUUCUCCACAUUAGUAGACACAGGAUGUGGCUAUUGCUGGUUGUCUAUGACUUUGUUAAAACCAUCCCCUAAGAGCAGGGGUAACAUAAGACUAGACAAAGGGAACUGUGUGCUUUACUGGAGUUUUGCUGUGUCAAGAACCAAUGGCAGAAAUAAAUAGCUCUUCUGGCUGAACUGACAGGCUAGAAGCCAAGAUCCAGAUACAUGAAUAAAUUUAUCCAUGGCAAAUAUAUGCACAGCAGGAAGCGCAGUCACCAGGCCCCCUUGAAGAGGGUGCAGAGCCCCCAUCCUUUUAUUGCUUACUCUGUUAUGGUUUUAAAAUAAACAUGAAGUGAUUGUUUUUAUCUUUUUAAGAGCAAAAGGUGAGAGGAAGAAAAGUAGAGUUUGCAGUAGAUUUUAACUAGGUGAGGAGAGAAGACUGCUUUUUCCAAAUAUCUCAGUGAUGGAAAAAUUACUUGACAAUAUACUGAGGUUUUGGUAAAACAGAGUGUGGAGGCGGCUUUAAAUUCUACGUUGUUGUAUUUUGUGAAUUAUGAGGUUCGCAAUUUAUAUAUCUAUAAAAAAAGACCAACACACACAUGGUGUUUUUACAAAGAAUUCCUUUUCAUCUAUUUUUGCAAUGCUUGGUUUCUAGUGUAUUUAUAAGUUAAUUUAAACUUGAAUCUUAUUCUGGGAUCAUUAUUUAUUUAGUACAGAAAAUAACUACCAGGUCUUCUGAAAACUCAAAUCUCACCAAAGCAUGAAUUGAGAAUUAGUUAUUUGUGUGUAAGUGUAUUAAAGGAAACGUGCAACAAACAUUUCCCCACUCCUUCCAGUGAAAAUGUGAAUUUAACAAAGAAAAAAAUAAGCACUCCAUAUGUUGCCUUCAUGGUAUGUGUUGAAGAUGAAUCUUCUGUAUCCUGGGUCAGCAAUGACUGCAGAGACUGUGCUCAGCCAUUGGGGGAAGGUUGUACCUUGUGACUAAAUAGAAAUAUACAUAUUUCCAUUUAGGGCCUUAUUUCUCAGAAGAGCUGAGCAGCCACAAUUCAAAGUCAAUGGGAACUGUACGUACUCUGCACUUCUGAAAAUUAGGCCCUUCAAGAGUGGCAUUGACUGACCACAGUAGGCUGCUGCCCUAGGCUGUAAGGAUAGCAGCUGAUACUGUCAGCCAAAACACAGAAAAAAAUUGGCAGGGACUUCCAAUAAAGGUGUGGACCAGGUUUCCUGUUUUCGCAAAACAUACUCUGUUAUUUUCUUGCUGGCCUCCAUCUGUAGGAGCCCAGAGCAUUACAUUGCUCAAAAGUGACUUGUAGUGGCAUUGACCAGCUGUGAAUGUUUUUGAAACUUUGUUUGAGAUACAAGAAGCCACUGAAAAGGAGAGGAGGGAGCAUAGCUCUUCUGUCUGACUCUGUCCCUGUCUUUACUACAUCUAUAACUGAAACAGAAGACAUAUUUAAAAUACAAUUGUUUCCUGAUCUGGGUACAGAAUGCUUCAAAGUUCUAAUGUAUGUAGGAUCUGACUGUCUCUGCAACUGGGUAAAGAUCAUAGAAGUCCAGGGUUUUCACUUAGUUACUAGUACACAGAUCUCAUCUAACUUGCAACUUGUGACUAGGUUUUGUUGUUCAGUUAUCACUGGAUCAUAACUAGGGUCUAAGAUUAUACAUGUAAUUUACCACCACUGUGUUUUCUAUUUGUGACAGGGUACCAGCUCAGGUAAUCCUACUUUGGAUGCAUUUCACUUUUCCUUUUUAUUAUUUUUAAAUACAUGCUGAAAGGGAUGAGAUAGAUUCCAUGCAUUAUCAUAUUUAAUAAAUUCAUUCAAACUA
Messenger RNA from Malaclemys terrapin pileata, 5150 nucleotides. It is a transcript of the gene ME2, whose product is annotated as malic enzyme 2. NCBI's taxonomy places the organism in Eukaryota, Metazoa, Chordata, Testudines, Emydidae. Gene Ontology annotation, cellular component: mitochondrion. The coding region runs from base 128 to 1870 and encodes 580 amino acids. The transcript is spliced from 16 exons. Gene Ontology annotation, biological process: malate metabolic process; pyruvate metabolic process. The record is from RefSeq and is a predicted model, not a curated record. Gene Ontology annotation, molecular function: malate dehydrogenase (decarboxylating) (NAD+) activity; malate dehydrogenase (decarboxylating) (NADP+) activity; NAD binding.